GUAACUUAACAAGGUACAUGUAUGCAACUUUAUGUAAUCACCUAUAAACUGCCAUAACACCUUGACGGCCUCUCUCUAUAUUUAUAUAUAUCAAGCAUUCCCAUUCAUCAACCAGGGUUUUAAAAUCCACCAACAAAUCAAUCAUCAUGGAUGUUCUCAAAGACUAUCUUCCACCCGCCAAAGGCUAUCUACCGUACUAUAUGAUGCUGACUUCCAUCCUCGCGGUUGGAAAUGCCGUUCAGAACUAUAUAACAUUACACUUUUCCCGACGCCUCUACAACGGCCAGUUCGUACCAAACCUCUCCCUAUCUCCUAAGUCGGCUACCUUCGAUCCGGAAGAUUCGACUCGGAAACUUGUACCUGCGUCCGCAAGAUCUAAUCCCAAAGUCGGGCGCACCCAGGAUCAGGUCACCCCCCUCGCUGCCAGAUUAUUCGGUACCUAUACUAUCGUUUCGGCUAUCGUGCGCCUCUACGCUAGCUACAAUCUGCACCUAGCUCCCGUCUACCAAAUCACUCUAUGGACCUAUGUCAUUGCACUUGCGCAUUUCGGCUCCGAAUUCGCUAUCUAUAAAACGGCGGACAUGGGUCCAAUUGCGACAACCUUCUUCUUUGCCACCGUCGGUAUCGUAUGGAUGACCAGCCAAUAUAACUUCUAUGUCGAAGUAUGAGCUUGAAGGAAUAGGCUUUUCUAUGGGACGGAGAAGAGUAAUAGGUAUAAUAUUAUCAAUAAUAUAUGUAAUCAACAUACAUAAUCGACAAUUUCGAUGGGCGACGCA
This is a messenger RNA of Daldinia decipiens, 776 nucleotides long. RefSeq names its product transmembrane domain-containing protein. Gene Ontology annotation, molecular function: protein-macromolecule adaptor activity. NCBI's taxonomy places the organism in Eukaryota, Fungi, Ascomycota, Sordariomycetes, Xylariales, Hypoxylaceae. Gene Ontology annotation, cellular component: membrane; endoplasmic reticulum. The record is from RefSeq and is a predicted model, not a curated record. The transcript has 2 exons. Bases 147 to 668 code for a protein of 173 amino acids.